Thalassophryne amazonica is the source of this 2109-nucleotide messenger RNA. RefSeq names its product cerebellin 2b precursor (gene cbln2b). The transcript has 4 exons. Gene Ontology annotation, molecular function: protein binding. Bases 622 to 1227 code for a protein of 201 amino acids. Lineage: Eukaryota; Metazoa; Chordata; Actinopteri; Batrachoidiformes; Batrachoididae. The record is from RefSeq and is a predicted model, not a curated record.
CAUACAACUGCAAGAUUGUCCGUGGCAGCUCCCCUUCAUUGCACAUUAAUCAUGAGAAACCCACAGCGUAUAAAAGACAGACAUUGAGAGCAAGUGAUUUCCGCCGUCCUGAGGGGCCACGAGCUCACAGUACCGAGUUGAUUAAUAUGUAAACACUGACAUUAAUCCACGCCUGUGCUCUAAAGGAUGGGAUACAUUUGAAUGCGUUUUAUUGCACUGUAUCGAAAAAAAGAAUGCGCAGAAGUUGCCCAUAAAAGGGAACCAAGAACUGUUUUUUUUUUUUUUUUUUUUUCCUUUUUUUUUCCUUUGGCGCUCACGAUCUUGCUCACUUCAGUCUUGAUCGAACAUACCGGCGGGAUGGAUUGCACAGGAUUUACAACAACAGUUGCCUGAAUUAUCUUCCUAAAUCAACUAAGACGCGCAGGAGGGAGGGGAGCCGGAGAAUCUGGGUGCGCCUGUGUGUCAGAGGGUGUUCGGAAGAGUGAGGGAGCAUCUCAGAUAGAAGAGGAGAGAGAGAGUGGAGAAAGAAAGGAGUAAGUCUGGACCAGGUGAUCGACUGCUACCAAACCUCCAAGGGGCUUUGGGUUAUAUCAGCGCGCAAAAAGGAUCAGCGGUUCGACCAUGGCGCCAGCGCGCUGUCCGGCACCCUGUGCCAUGCUAGCGCUCAACCUCCUCUUGGGAUGCGGCGUGGCGUUUUGUCUUGGCCAGAACGAUACGGAACCCAUCGUACUCGAAGGAAAGUGUCUGGUGGUGUGCGACUCGAACCCUUCUUCGGACGGAGCCGUCACCUCCUCACUCGGCAUAUCCGUGCGCUCCGCUGGCGCAAAGGUGGCUUUUUCCGCCGUGCGCGGAACCAACCACGAGCCGUCAGAGAUGAGCAACACGUCCAUGACCAUCUACUUCGACCAGGUAUUAGUGAACAUCGGCAACCAUUUCGAUCUCAAGGCAAGCGUUUUCCAGGCACCUCGGAGGGGGAUUUAUAGCUUCAGCUUUCACGUGGUGAAAGUCUACAACAGACAAACCAUACAGGUGAACCUGAUGCAGAACGAUUAUCCGGUUAUAUCGGCAUUCGCCGGCGACCAGGACGUAACGAGAGAGGCUGCCAGUAACGGAGUACUGCUGAUGGUCGAACGGGACGACCGGGUCUACCUGAAGCUGGAACGAGGCACCCUAAUGGGCGGAUGGAAAUACUCCACCUUCUCAGGCUUUCUAGUCUUUCCUCUAUAAUCUGCGCCGAUCCACGUCGCACUGGACUCUGCUUUUAGGUUGAGGAACAAAAGAAAAUAAUAAUAAAUGAUGAUAAUAAUAUUUUCAACAUUAAUAACUGUCAGCCAAGGAAGCCGACGAAUAUCUGUAUAUCUACACUCGUCUACUAUCUAGUCAAAUAUGAACGUUUCCUUGGAGUUCCACAUAUUCAAAACCAUCAAUCAACUUUUACGCAAUCUGGAUGAUUAAACGUAUUGAUCGGCUAAUGGUGAGUGCUUGUCGGGUAUUUGGAUUUUUUUUCUUUCUUGUUUGGGGAAACAAACUUUGCCAUCAGACUAUCAGGUGGAAAAAAAUAGACAAGGGAGGAGUUGACACGUGGAAGAACUGAAGCCUUGGACAUGGCCGCGUGCGUAAAGCUCUAUUUAUGUUUGUAUAGCCUUAAAGAGUUUAUGUGGUUUCAAAUGAAUUAUAUGGAAUUAUGGACAUGAAGAGAAGAAGUGCUUUUACACCCAAGACAUUAUUUUUUUUUUCCUCUUUUUUUGCACGAAUGGACGAUUUUUCUUUCUGUUUUGUGCUGUCAAUGGUGUUGCGUUUGGAUGCUGAACAUGUUGAAAAAACGCCAAACUGUAGGGCGUAGACGACUUUAUGAAAAGAGACAAAGGAAAAAAAGACGACAUAUCUCAGCCACCGGAGACCACUUCUAAAUCCAUUUUAUUAAAAAAAAAAGAUAAUUAUCCAAUUUAUAAAGUACAUAUUCACAUUAUUGUGUGUUCUACAUUUCGGAUCUGCGUAGCUUUGACUGAUUUAAUGUUCAGUGACGUUGCUCACCAAAUGUACAUUGUGAAAAAUAAUAGAAGAAUCCCUAUAUGUCCCGCUUAAUAAAAUAUAUUGUAUUGUAUAGGC